UGGCAAGCUGUACUGAUGGAAGUCUGGAACCAACAGGACCCUGAACAGCUUCUUCUCCAAGCCAUUAGAUGGCUAAAUAGUGAGUCCAGAUCGAGUGACCGAUCAUCAUCACCAAAAAACAGAAUGCAGAACGACGCUGGUGAAUUCGUGGACCUGUACGUCCCACGUAAAUGCUCUGCAAGCAACAGAAUCAUCGGAGCCAAGGACCACGCCUCUAUCCAGAUCAACAUUGCUGAGGUUGACAAGGCAACCGGUCGCUUCAAUGGCCAGUUCAAGACCUACGCUAUCUGCGGUGCCAUCCGCAGAAUGGGCGAGGCCGACGACUCCCUCCUGAGGCUGGCUAAGACCGACAGCAUCGUGUCAAAGAACUUCUAGGAGAGGAGCCUCUGGAAUCCCUUUGUAAAAUAAAAAUGAAUUAGAAUUUG
Molecule: messenger RNA, 425 nt
Organism: Oncorhynchus mykiss (rainbow trout)
Lineage: Eukaryota; Metazoa; Chordata; Actinopteri; Salmoniformes; Salmonidae
Source: RefSeq, a predicted model, not a curated record